UGGCUCGGCAAUAAGAAUCAUGAGGCGGUGUGCUGAAGCCCGGUCCGUGGGAGGGGUCUGCCACAGCUUCCCCUCUGAUUGACCAGGGAGCAGAAGCAGCCGAGGAUGCGAGCAGCGACAGACGGGGAAAGAGGUACUCAGCAGACCGCACGUUGUUACUUAAUAACCGAUUGGCACACAAUAUGGUUGGAAUUGGAUUCAUUAGCCUGUCGCAUGGUUGCUAAGUGUUUUGGAGCAGCGAUUGGAAAGGCAAACAUAAGCGGAGCAGCGGAAAUUAUAUUAUGGCACUGUCUGUGUAUUGUCUUGGGAGUGAUUUAAUACUUGCUCAGCUGUACUUUAAAAUGCUUGCGGUGCAUGCAGGAGAAAUUAUGCCUGUGCAAAUACUUCAGAUGCAGGAAUAAAGUGGCUUUUCAGGUAGUUUAAACAUAUUUUUGUGUGCGUGUUUCACUGACAGAGACGGAUGCAUGGGCUUUGCAAAACGGGAAACCCAGCCCCGUGCUCAAAUGGCUGAUCUCGAACUGUUUGAUUGUCACCAGCCCGAUCUGAAAGACACCUCCCCGGGUUUAAAUCAGCAAAGUGUCAACGAGGCGCUUCAGGGCUCAGCGCCAUGGACAGAGACCCGGAGAGGCGCGCGUCCGGAGGAGGAAGCAGAGACAUGUUUCACCCGCAAACAGCGAGCUGAAGAUGAUGAUGUCAAACUGAUAGGGACAAGUCCACAAAACUGCACACUGAGUCAGAGCUCCUCGAGUGAACUGUACGAGGAGGAUUUGGUGGAGGAAGAUGAGGAGGAGGACAUCACGGAACUUUACUUGCUGUCCGACGAAGACCUCUCCUCUGAGGCUUCGGGGAAGUCUGUGGAUUACGGCUUCAUCAUCGCGGUGACAUGCCUGGUGACCGGUAUCUCUUUGGUCGCCAUAUCCUACACGGUCCCCAGGGAUGUGCGCGCCGACCCGGACAGUGUUUCCGCCCGGGAGAUGGAGCGGCUGGAGCGGGAGAAAGCCAGGGUGGGGGCCCAUCUGGACCGCUGUGUCAUAGCGGGGCUGAGCCUGCUCACCCUCGGGGGCGUGCUGCUCUCCACCCUGCUCAUGAUCUCCAUGUGGAAAGGGGAGAUGAUGAGGAGGAAAGCCUUUGCGUAUUCCAAACACGCAGCAAAGUUGUACGGAUCCAUUAAUCUGAGAGCUGGCUCGGAAUCCUGCUCACAUGUGUCAGGAACUGAGGAGGAUUUAGAAGUGCUCAGCUGAAUGCAUGGACAGAACGAGAGGAAAGACUCAGAACAAGUAUUCAGGAAAUCCUACUAGUGCUGUACUGUUAUCGUGGAUGUAGUGGGGGGUCCACCGCCCUUUUUUAAAUUUAAUUUCUAACCGUUACGUUUUGUUGGUAUGGAAAUGUUUAAAGGUCAUGUUUUCAUUUUUUCAAGACGGUCUUAUUUCAUUCCUCACAUGCCUUUAUGUACACUGACAGAGUUCAUGUUAGUCUGUUAUUGUUCCUUCUGUCCAUGCCGGCCUUGAACAGAUCACUUCAUAAUCUUCUCAAAUG
This is a messenger RNA of Gymnodraco acuticeps, 1536 nucleotides long. RefSeq names its product transmembrane protein 74. The coding region runs from base 465 to 1241 and encodes 258 amino acids. Lineage: Eukaryota; Metazoa; Chordata; Actinopteri; Perciformes; Bathydraconidae. The transcript has a single exon. The record is from RefSeq and is a predicted model, not a curated record.